Mercenaria mercenaria is the source of this 1737-nucleotide messenger RNA. Its product is annotated as RNA-binding protein cabeza-like. Lineage: Eukaryota; Metazoa; Mollusca; Bivalvia; Venerida; Veneridae. Gene Ontology annotation, biological process: regulation of DNA-templated transcription. The record is from RefSeq and is a predicted model, not a curated record. Bases 70 to 1599 code for a protein of 509 amino acids. Gene Ontology annotation, cellular component: nucleus. The transcript is spliced from 15 exons. Gene Ontology annotation, molecular function: RNA binding; transcription coregulator activity.
GUUUGUACCUAACGAGUGAGCGCGCGCGUCGUUUAGAGUCACGUGAUUCAGCGACGUGAAAGAACAAAAAUGGCAGACCAACAAUAUGCUGCACAGUAUCAAACAAGUGGACAAGCAGGAUAUAACUACGCAGGUGCUUAUGGAACAACUCAAGAUGCCUCGACUUAUGGACAACAAGGUGGAGCUGCAUAUGGCUCAGCUACGGCUGGUCAGCCAGCUUCAGCCGGUGGAUAUGGUGGUCAGGCACAGCAGGUAGCGGGCUAUGCUGGGUAUGACACCUCAGCCUACCAGCAACAAGGGAGCACAGGACAAGCAGCACAGCAAAGCCAGUAUGGGCAACAAGCACAAGGCCAGGCUGGUGCACAGGCUUACGGCACAUAUGGUUCAUACGACCAAAGCGGAUACGGCCAACAGCAGUCGGCUCAAGGUUAUGGCCAGCAACAAUCUCAAGGUGGUUAUGGACAGAGUGCCGGCGGACAGCAGUCCCAGAGCUCAUACGGUGGCCAGCAAAGCGGCUACGAUCAGCAGGGAGGUGGAGGUGGCGGUUACGGUGGGUCAGCAUCCGGAGGUGGAGGCUACGGAAGUCAAAGUCAAACAGCAGGAGGUUAUGGCGGUCAGAGUGGCGGCUAUGGAAGCGGAGGUGGUGGAGGCGGUGGCCGUGGGGGUGGUGGAGGCGGAUAUGGAGGUGGCGGAAGAGAUGGUGGUAGCCGUGGAGGUUAUGGUGGUAGUGGCGAUAGAGGUGGUGGUAGAGGAGGUUUCAACAAAUUUGGGGGUGGCGGUGGAGGUGGCGGCGGCAGCUCUUGGGGCGGUGACCGUGAGCUUCAGGAAACUCCUGACACAGUUUUCAUCACAGGACUUAGCGAAAGUAUUGUAGAAGAAGAUCUUUUGGCUCACUUUGGAAGUAUUGGUGUUAUUAAGACUGACAAAAGAACUGGAAAACCAAAAGUAUGGAUCUACAAAGACAAGAUGUCUGGUCAACCAAAGGGUGAGGCCACUGUGACAUAUGAUGAUCCAGAGACAGCAAAGGCUGCAAUCAACUGGUUUAGUGAGAAAGACUUUCAAGGUAAUAUAAUAAAAGUACAGAUUGCUCAAAGGAAAGUUAGUCAGUUUGGUGGAGGACGAGGAGGUGGCGGCGGCGGUGGUGGUGGUGGUGGACGUGGUUUCGGUGGCGGUGGCCGUGGAGGCGGUGAUAGAGGUGGUCGAGGUGGAGGCAGAGGAGGUGGUAGAGAUGGCGGAAACAGUCGUCAAGGAGACUGGAACUGUCCUAACGAGGACUGUGGCAAUAACAACUUUGGUUGGAGGAACGCUUGUAAUCUCUGUAACACACCAAGACCUGAAGGUGCUGGAGGUGACGGCGGUGACUUUGGACGUGGAGGUGGUGGUAGAGGUCGUGGUGGCGGUGGAUUUGGUGGAGGCCGAGGGGGUGGCGGACGUGGAGGAUUUGACAGGGAUAGAGGAGGUCGUGGAGGAUUUGGUGGUGGACGAGGAGGUGAUAGAGGAGGUCGCGGUGGUGGUGGCCGAGGAGGUGGAGGAGGUUACGGUGGUGGACGUGGCGGUGGCGGUGGCGGUAGAGAUGACAGGCGGUCCAGACCAUACUAAACAUUGUGUCCAUAAUCAUCAGUGUUCGAACAACAUACAUGAACAGUCGCUCAUCUUUCAUCGUGCUUUAUUUCUCAUCAUCAUUUCAUCAUUUUGUCAUAGAAUGCUUACAUUCUGUGUUUUAGACAUGUUUUUAAG